GGCACAGGAGCGAGCCCGGAUAGCUCAGCCGGGAGAGCGUCACCCUGACGCUGGGAGUCGCGGGUUCGAGCCCGACCUCCGGCGGGAGGGCUCCUCCUCUUCCUCGGCGCGGCCAUUAUGGCCGAGCUGGAGCUGGGGAGCCGCUUCCAGCGCCGGUUCCUGGCGGCACGGCAGCUCCGCUCCUUCCCCUGGGCGGAACUUGAGCAAAAGCUGCGGGCUCGGCCGGGCUCCCCGCUGCUCGCGGAGAUCCUUCAGAAGACGAUUCUCCACCCUCUGUGUGUAAAAUAUCCCCCCUCCACCAAGUACCGAAGAUGCUUUCUAACAGAACUCAUUAAAAAGCAUGAAUCCACAGCGGCCGAACCCCUGGAUGAACUGUAUGAUGCACUGGCAGAUAUUUUAAACGAAGAAGAAUCCAGUCAUGGUUACAAAAACUACUUACUGCCCACGGGAGAAUGUGUUACCCUUUCUGAGAGUGUGGCAAUUAUCUCUGGAGGAACGACAGGGCUCGUCACAUGGGAUGCUGCUCUUCACCUUACUGAAUGGGCAAUAGAAAACUCUUCAGUUUUCAGUAACAGGAGAAUCUUGGAACUAGGAAGUGGGAUCGGUUUCACUGGAAUUGCAAUCUGUAAAACCUGCAAUCCCAAGGCAUAUGUAUUUAGUGAUUACCACCACUGUGUUCUCGAACAGCUGACAGAAAACAUCCGUUUAAAUGGCUUUGUGUUGGAGUCUGAACCUACUCGUCCCAUCCAAACAGAGCCCCAAAGCCAGGAGGCAGAAGCAACGAAUUCCCAAAAACCAAAACUAAUUGUUGCAGAACUCGACUGGGGCUCAGUUACAGAAGAACAACUGUUGGAUCUUCAGCCGGACGUCAUUGUUGCAGCAGACGUGGUAUACGAUCCAGAGAUAAUUUUAACCCUUAUUGGUAUGCUACAAAAACUCUCCGCGUCCAGAGCAGACAGAAAACCUCCUGAGGUUUACAUCGCUUUCACAAUUCGUAAUCCAGACACAUAUCACCUGUUCCAGGCCGAACUCGAUAAAGUUGGGAUCGGAUGGCAGAUUAUUCCAGCCCACAGCAACAGUAUUUUUCUCUAUGACAUGCAGCCAAACGUAACUAUUUUACAACUAUUUAUAUAGACUUGGCAAAUGAGACAUAAUUCAAAAUUUCAGACCAUCAGGAGCUGUCUUGUCCUUGCAACAAAAUUAUCUUGAAUUCUAGAAACAUAACGGGAGAGGCACUGAGGAUACAACUACAUGCACAGGCUGCUGUCAAAGUGAAUUAUGUUUCUUCCUGUAAUUGUCAGCAUAUAUACAAGCUGCUGGCCAUGAAAAGUAGCUGUGAACCUCAAGCAAUAGGAAAAAAAAAAGCCCUAACCAUUCUGCACUUUGAUUCUGUAGAAGACAAUAGUUGAACUGUAUUUUUUUUUUCAACUGUGUUUUGAUUUGUAAGUAAUGGAGGCACAUCUGCAGGAUCACAGGAUGAGUAUCUCACACCGACAGCAUUUCAUAGUAAUAAAUAUUUUUAAUAUUAAAACCA
Phalacrocorax carbo (great cormorant) is the source of this 1534-nucleotide messenger RNA. NCBI's taxonomy places the organism in Eukaryota, Metazoa, Chordata, Aves, Suliformes, Phalacrocoracidae. The record is from RefSeq and is a predicted model, not a curated record.